AUGGCAUUUGGAGUUCUAGGUGUGUUCCUGGGUCUACUACUCGAGGUCUCUACACAUGGACCCCACAGCGUGCCCCGGACCUCCUGGAAACAUGAAGGUACGGUGGUAUGAAAAGCGUUUUCCCUCAAAUACAUUCUCACUGCAGCAGACCUGGAUCAAAUACCUGUCAAGUAUUCAAAAAUACUUGAGGACGGUACGCUUAGCUUGGGCGGUACAAUAGAACCCAUGGAACAGUCCUAAAAAGAUUGCAAAACAAUCGGUGCAGGAAAUCCUAAGACUAGCGUUUUUAAAACCCAACUCGAGAAAUUAUUAACUGGAGAGAUGGUGGUAGGCACCCACCCAGUGCUUAAUUUGUAAAUCGGGAGGUGCCGGAACAAACAGUGAGCACGAGAGGUGGGGUGACCUGGGGAGUUCUGAAGUACCGGAUUGCAUAAAAAAAUUAAUCCUUUAAUAUAGCAUUGCAUUAAUAUUAUCGCAUUUGCGUAGUGGCAUAGAGCAGUAGAGUAGAGGCACUUACAGAAGUUGCACACAUGGGGUACAUUUUUAGUAGCAUAAUGUCCGGGGAAAUGUUGGCCAUUUAUAAACGCAUUUCAUGCAAUUCUACGUCAUUUUACAUGACUGGAGACUUUGGCAGAAUCUUUGAUAAUACCUCACAAAUUAUCGAAAUAACAGGCUACUUUGACACUGACAAACUGAGGAUCAGAUCAUUAAAAACGACCGCAUCUUGAAUCCAUCAAUAGCCUAGGCCUAGGUGUGUGGAGACACAUUGUAGGCUACAAUAUGAGGAGGAAAUGAUAGUCCUAAAAAUGCUUUCCAGUUUCACUGACUCACCCAAUGAUCCGCAGCUCACUCACUGGUGAUGGCCGAUGCACUCGUGCCAAAAGCCUAUCUUUCUCUCUUUUGUAAAACAAUAUUUGGAAGUUGAUCAAAUAUUUUGGUGGCCAACAGCAUAGAGUAUAAAUAAAUGAUUAAGUGCAAUGCUUGAGAAAUGAGAGUUCAGGCUCAUGUCUAUUGGAGCAGAGAGGGAGAGAGAUCAUUGAAAGUGAAUCUCAUUCUAAACUCAGCAAAAAAAGAAACAUCCUCUCACUGUCAACUGUGUUUAUUUUCAGCUAACUUAACAUGUGUAAAUAUUUGUAUGAACAUAACAAGAUUCAACAACUGAGACAUAAACUGAACAAGUUCCACCCACGUGACUAACAGAAAUAGAAUAAUGUUUCCCUGAACAAAGGGGGGGUCAAAAUCAAAAGUAAUAGUCGGUAUCUGGUGUGGCCACCAGCUGCAUUAAGUACUGCAGUGCAUCUCCUCCUCAUGGACUUUACCAGAUUUGCCAGUUCUUGCUGUGAGAUGUUACCCCACUCUUCCACCAAGGCACCUGCAAGUUCCCAGACAUUUCUGGGGGGAAUGGCCCUAGCCCUCACCCUCCGAUCCAACAAGUCCCAGACGUGCUCAAUGGGAUUGAGAUCCGGGCUCUUCGCUGGCCAUGGCAUGAUAUGUUUGCUCUACUGCUACAUUGAUGUCAUAAAGUAUAUUUGAGUCUUGUAAGUCACAGCUGAGUAUAUGUCUCCUUUAUCAUUACCAUUAGUGUCCCUGUACUGCCUGUAGGCCCGUUUAAGUAUGAUCAUACGUGGGCUGUCAAUGCCAAACCGCUGGUUCUAUCUCUGUUUCUCCAUACAGUGCUCCUGCGUCCUCCGGCCAGUAUUGUGCGGAAAGCACCUUCAGCUCCUCUAUGAACUGGCUGUAUCCUCUAUUGUCCACCGCCCAUCCUCCUUGAGAGAACAUUCUAGCCUCCAUGUUCCCCGCCAAGCUCUCAAAAAACUCCCUCUGAUUAAGGACUCUGUCGCUGGCUCUUCCACCAUUCAGUUUGACGCCUUGGAAAGAGUUCUCCUGUCUUUAGUUGGUUUGGUCAGGGUGUGAGUUUCUAUGUUAUAUAUUCUAUGUUUACGUUCUAGUUAGUCUAUUUCUAUGUUUCAGUUCUAGGUUGUCUGUCUGUUUGGCCGGGUGUGAUUCCCAAUCAGAGACAGCUGUUGCUCGUUGUCUCUGAUUGGGGUUCAUACUUAAGUAGCCUGUUUGCCUACCUUAGUUGUGGGAUCUUGUUCCGUGUUAGGCUUGUAUGUGUUUAGCCUGAGGACUUCACGUUACGUUGUUUCUUGUUUUGUUUAUGUUUAUUGAGUUUAAUAAACAUGUACGCUUUUCACGCUGCACCUUGGUCUGACCCGUCUCUCAACGUUCGUGACAGUGUCGGCCUGGCUGCUCUGCCAUGGCACUGAACAACCUCACUUCCGUGGUGACUGCCCUGUGUGCAGUAAUAAUUGUGCAGUCUCUCUUUUGGAGCUCAAGUGACAAUUCAGAUAGUUCUUGAAGUGCAUCACACAAGGCCUAGAUUGUUAACAAAGUCAUGCAAGGAUAUGCACAUGGCAAGGCCACUAUAGCUCUGACGGGUCACGCCGUCGCGGGAGGCAUCCUCAGCUGCUAUGGUGAAAUGUUUGUGAAGAGCCAGGUAAUUUUUCCACACACUCUACAGUUCUAAAACUUGAUGCCACCCAUCUAGUGUCCAAGAUCCUGCCGAUUUUGCACUCUCUGUGCACUCCCUCAGCUCCUUUUGGUUUUUGGUGAAUACGCUAUAAAGCGCAUAUAGCUUGUCCAUAAGUCUUUUAAAAUGAUUGAUAGCUCCCAUCUCUUUUACCACAUUGCCUACUGCGAGCUCAAGCCUGUGUGCCGAGCAGUGCCAAACAGUUAUAUUAGGGAAGAGGGCCUGGAGCCUUGUUGCUACUCCGCUCUUGCAUCCCAGCAUGACAGAUGCACCAUCACACGUUAUUCCAAUGAGGGUUUUGGAGAGAAAGUCCUCAGUAAACUUUACACCCUCUAAUGCAGAUAACAGAUUACGGACAAUUCCCCCAGCAGAUAAAUCCUCCAGUUCCACAAGAUCAACAAAUAUGUUUGCUGUUACGUCCGUAUCUGCCAGCUGAAGUCUGAUGUAUACAAUCAAGGCACUCUUUUUAUUCAUACUAGUAGCCUCAUCGAGCAUUAGGCUGAUUUUUGGGAGAGCACUGCACUGUUCUUUCAAAUAGUUUUUGCUUCAUUUCAGAUUAAAUGCAGUGCAUUUGGAAAGUAUUCAAACCCUUCCCUUUUUCCACAUUUUGUUACGUUAGCCUUAUUCUAAAAUUGAUUAAAUAAAUAAAAAUCCUCAUUCUACACACAAUACCCCAUAAUAAAAAAGCAAAAACAGGUUUUUGGAAAUGUUUGCACAUGUAUGAAAAAACACAUACCUUAUUUACAUAAGUAUUCAGACCCUUUGCUAUGAGACUCGAAAUUGAGCUCAGGUGCAUCCUGUUUCCAUUGAUCAUCCUUGAUGUUUCUACAACUUGAUUAGAGUCCACCUGUGGUAAAUUCAAUUGAUUGGACAUGAUUUGAAAAGGCACACAACUGUCUAUAUAAGGUCCCACAGUUUACCGUGCAUGUCAGAGCAAAAACCAAGCCACGAGGUCGAAGGAUUUGACCGUAGAGCUCCGAGACAGGAUUGUGUCGAGGCACAGAUCUGGGGAAGGGUACCAAAAAAUGACUGCAGCAUUGAAGGUCCACAAGAACACAGUGGCCUCCAUCAUUCUUAAAUGGAAGAAGUUUGGAACCACCAAGACUCUUCCUAGAGCUGGCCGGCCAGCCAAAUAAUCGGGGAGAAGGGCCUUGGUCAGGGAGGUGACCAAGAACCCGAUGGUCACUGACAGAGCUCCAGAGUUCCUCUGUGGUGAUGAGAAACUUCCAGAAGGACAACAUCUCUGCAGCCCUCCACCAAUCAGGCCUUUAUGGUAGAGUGGCCAGACAGAAGCCACUCCUCAGUAAAAGGCACAUGACAGCCCGCUUGGAGUUUGCCAAAAGGCAAGUAAAGGACUCUCAAACCAUGAGAAACAAGAUUCUCUGGUCUGAUGAAACCAAGAUUGAUCUCUUUGGCCUGAAUGCAAAGCGUCACGUCGGGAGGAAACCUGGCACCUUCCCUACUGUGAAGCAUGGUGGUGGUAGCAUCAUGCUGUGGGCAGGGACAGGGAGACUAGUCAGGAUCGAGGGAAAGAUGAACGGAGCAAAGUACAGAGAGAUCAUUGAUGAAACAGGACAACAACCCUAAGCACACAGCGAAGACAAUGCAGAAGUGGCUUCGGGACAAAUCUUUGAAUGUCCUUGAGUGGCCCAGCCAGAGCUCGGACUUGAACCUGAUCUAACACUCCCCAUCCAACCUGACAGAGCAUGAGAGGAUCUGCGGAGAAGAAUUGGAGAAACUCCCCAAAUACAGGUGUGCCAAGCUUGCAGCGUCAUACCCAAGAAGACUCGAGGCUCUAAUCACUGCCAAAGGUGCUUCAACAAAGUACUGAGUAAAGGAUCUGAAUACUUACAGUGGGGAAAAAAAUGAUUUAGUCAGCCCCCAAUUGUGCAAGUUCUCCCACUUAAAAAGAUGAGAGGCCUGUAACUUUCAUCAUAGGUACACGUCAACUAUGACAGACAAAUUGAGAAAAAUAAAUCCAGAAAAUCACAUUGUAGGAUUUUUAAUGAAUUUAUUUGCAAAUUAUGGUGGAAAAUAAGUAUUUGGUCACCUACAAACAAGCAAGAUUUCUGGCUCUCACAGACCUGUAACUUCUUCUUUAAGAGGCUCCUCUGUCCUCCACUCGUUACCUGUAUUAAUGGCACCUGUUUGAACUUAUUAUCAGUAUAAAAGACACCUGUCCACAACCUCAAACAGUCACACUCCAAACUCCACUAUGGCCAAGACCAAAGAGCUGUCAAAGGACACCAGAAACAAAAUUGUAGACCUGCACCAGGCUGGGAAGACUGAAUCUGCAAUAGGUAAGCAGCUUGGUUUGAAGAAAUCAACUGUGGGAGCAAUUAUUAGGAAAUGGAAGACAUACAAGACCACUGAUAAUCUCUCUCGAUCUGGGGCUCCACGCAAGAUCUCACCCCGUGGGGUCAAAAUGAUCACAAGAACGGUGAGCAAAAAUCCCAGAACCACACAGGGGGACCUAGUGAAUGACCUGCAGAGAGCUGGGACCAAAGUAACAAAGCCUACCAUCAGUAACACACAUUACAUUUGACAUUUUAGUCAUUUAGCAGACGCUCUUAUCCAGAGCGACUUACAGGAGCAAUUAGGGUUAAGUGCCUUGCUCAAGGGCACAUUUACGUCAUUUAGCAGACGCUCUUAUCCAGAGCGACUUACAAAUUGGUGCAUUCACCCUAUAGCCAGUGGGAUAACCACUUUCCAAAUUUUUUAAAUUCCUCAAAGAAAAUUUUUAUAUUUAAAAAAAAAAAAAAAAAAAAAAACCUUUUUUUUUUUUUUUUUUUUUUUUUUUGGGGGGGGGUAGAAGGAUUACUUUAUCCUAUCCGAGGUAUUCCUUAAAGAGGUGGGGUUUCAAAUGUCUCCGGAAGGUGGUGAGUGACUCCGCUGUCCUGGCGUCGUGAGGGAGCUUGUUCCACCAUUGGGGUGCCAGAGCAGCGAACAGUUUUGACUGGGCUGAGCGGGAACUAUGCUUCCGCAGAGGAAGGGGAGCCAGCAGGCCAGAGGUGGAUGAACGCAAUGCCCUCGUUUGGGUGUAGGGAUUGAUCAGAGCCUGAAGGUACGGAGGUGGCGUUCCCCUCACUGCUCCAUAGGCAAGCACCAUGGUCUUGUAACGGAUGCGAGCUUCAACUGGAAGCCAGUGGAGUGUGCGGAGGAGGGGGGUGACGUGAGAGAACUUGGGAAGGUUGAACACCAGACGGGCUACGCCGCCAGGGACUCAAAUCCUGCAGUGCCAGACGUGUCCCCCUGCUUAAGCCAGUACAUGUCCAGGCCCGUCUGAAGUUUGCUAGAGUGCAUUUGGAUGAUCCAUAAUUUGCAAAUAAAUUCAUUAAAAAUCCUACAAUGUGAUUUUCUGGAUUUUUUUUUCUCAUUUUGAACUUGCACAAUUGGUGGCUGACUAAAUACUUUUUUCCCCCACUGUAUACAACAGAUUGUUACUUAUCACUGUGCUUAAUGUAAUAGCAGAACCAGAUUAUAAUGGUGCUGGAGGGGAUAGCUGCUGUUUUACGGGCUCCCAACCAUCUGUGCUAUUUUGUUUGUUUUUUCGCAUAGUUUGUAACUUUCAAGUUCCUUGGCGUCCACAUCACCAAAAAACUAUCAUGGUCCAAACACACCAAGACAGUCGUGAAGAGGGCACAACAACACCUUUUCCCCCUCAGGAGACUGAAAAGAUUUGGCACUGGUCCCAAGAUCCUCAAAGAGUUCUACAGCUGCACCAUCAAGAGCAUUCUGACCGGUUGCAUCACCCCUGGUAUGGCAACUGCUCGGCGUCUGACCGUGAGGCACUACAGAGGGUAGUGCGUACGGCCCAGUACAACACUGGGGCCAAGCUUCCUGACAUCCAGAACCUAUAUACUAGGCGGUGUCAAAGGAAGGCCCAAAGAAUUGUCAAAGACUCCAGUCACCCAAGUCAUAGACUGUUCUCUCUGCUACCGCACGGCAAGCGGUACCGGAGCGCCAAGUCUAGAACCAAAAGGCUCCUUAACAGCUUCUACCCCCAAACCAUAAGACUGCUGAACAAUUAAUCAAAUGGCCACCCGGACUAUUUACAUUGACACCCCCCCCCCCUGGAUUGCAGUUGAGAUUCAAUUAAAAGUACAUGGUGCAAGUGACCAAUGCCGUUCCAGAGUCUGCACAGAUUAUUACAGCAAUUGUGAAUGUCUCCACAGACCUGCGACAUACAUAUGCAUGCUAUCUUGAACAUGCACGCUUUAUGAUUGCAUAAGCCAUUUAUAGUUACAAUAAUUUCAAAAUGUGGCCAUGCGUUACUCAUUUUAAGGUUGAAUGUUACAUUAGUUUGUAAGAUAGCCUUAACGUUUUGCUAUUUGCUAUAUUACAAAAGUAAUAUUGAAUCGUGUUUGGUUGACAACACAACCAAAUAUCAACAUUUAAAGGUCCAAUGCAGCUGUUCUUAUCAAUAUCAAAUAAUUUCUGGGUAACAAUUAAGUACCUUAUUGUGAUUGUUUUAAAUUAAAAUGGUCAAAAGACGCAAAAAUUGCUUCUUAGCAAAGGGCCAUUUCUCAAUCAAUAAUUUUUCUAGGACUGUCUGGGAGUGGUUUGAGUGGGGAAGGGAAAACUAGCUGUUAUUGGCAAUAGGGAAAUCAUGAGUUGAUUAUAUUCAGUAACUAUGUGAAAUUGCUUGGCAUUACUUGUUACCCAACUCAAUCAUGGGUAUUGGCAUUGGAUGAUGUUUAUAAUGUGUUUUUUUUUUUUAUCAACAGAGCUCAAAUUUGUGGAAUUUUCUGAGCCGGGAAUCUUCAACUAUUCCACUCUGUUGCUGAGUGAGGAUAAGGAUGUGCUCUACGUUGGCUCGAGGGAGGCCAUCUUUGAACUCAGCAUGACCAAUGUGUCAAUCAAGAACAACAAGGUAUAAACAUGUAUCAUUUUAAAAGGUCUUAACUUGAAAGGUUGUCUUUGAACAUUUUAAUAAUAUUUUAAUGCCUCUGCAGGUUCAAUGGAAGGUCCCAGAAACCCAUAUGACGAUGUGCAUCUUAAAAGGAAAAUCUAAAGAGGUACGCCUGCUAUUCCAUCAAAGUAUGACUGACUUUUUAUCACUGUGAAAGCUGGCAUGAUUUGUCAUACUGUUAUCUCUGGCAGCCAAGUUUAAUUGUGUCUUUGUGUUGUGUUUUACAGACUGACUGUCUAAACUACAUCCGGGUGUUACAAGUGUUGGAUGACAACAGACUGUAUGUCUGUGGGACACAUGCUUUUCAGCCGGUCUGUCACUACCUGGUAAGUGUCUUAGCUAUUAGGAAUUUUCAAUUCAAUUUCUUCUUAAAUGUAUUUCAAGUCAAGGGUAGAAAAAAAAUAUGUCAAUAUGCCUUGCCUAUUGCUGUUUUGGUUAGUUCUUAUUAUACUAUUUCACUGUAGAGCUCCCAGUCCUGCUCAACCUGCCUCAGAUAGCUCCUUUGUCCCACCCCCCAUACACACAGAGACCGGCUCAAUCGGUGCCUCCAGUGAUGCUAUCUCUUUCAUUGUUAACCAACGCUUAGGUUUACCUCCACUGUACUCAUAUCCUUCCAUAUCCUUGUCUGUACAUAAUGCCCUGAAUCUAUUCUACAACGCCCGGAAAUCUGCCCCUUUUAUUCUCUGUACCCAACACACUAGAAGAGCAGUUCUUAAAGCCUUUAGCCAUAUCCUUAUUCUAUUCCUCCUCUGUUCCUCUGGUGAUGUAGAGGUUAACCCAGGCCCUGUAGCCCCCAGUAUCACUCCUACUCCCCAGGCGCUAUCAUUUGUUGACUUCUGUGGAAUGAGGUCAAAAUCCAUCCAGGAUACCCAGGCCAGGUCAAUUAGAAAGGCCUGCUCGCUAAAGUAUUUUAGGGAGCGUUUGACAGUGAUGAGGGGUUUGACAGCGGACCCAUUACGGACGCAGGCAAUGAGGCAGUGAUCGCUGAGAUCCUGGUUGAAGACAGCGGAGGUGUAUUUAGAGGGUAAAUUAGUCAGGAUGAUAUCUAUGAGGGUGCCCAUGUUUACGGAUUUAGGGUUGUACCUGGUAGGUUUCUUGAUAAUUUGUGUGAGAUUGAGGGCAUCUAGUUUAGAUUGUAGGACGGCCGGGGUGUUAAGCAUAUCCCAGUUUAGGUCACCAAGCAGUACGAACUCUGAGGAUAGAUGGGGGGCAAGCAAUUCACAUAUGGUGUCCAGGGCACAACUGGGGGCUGAGGGGGGUCUGUAGCAAGUGGCAACAGUGAGAGACUUAUUUCUGGAAAGGUGGAUUUUUAGAAGUAGAAGCUCAAACUGUUUGGGCACAGACCUGGAUAGUAUGAUAGAGCUCUGCAGGCUAUCUCUACAGUAGAUUCCAACUCCGCCCCCUUUGGCAGUUCUAUCUAGACGGAAAAUGCUGUAGUUGGGGAUGGACAUUUCUGAAUUUUUGGUGGCCUUCCUAAGCCAGAAUUCAGACACUGCUAGAACAUCAGGGUUGGUGGAGUGUGCUAACGCAGUGAAUAACUCAAACUUAGGGAGGAGGCUUCUGAUGUUAACAUGCAAGAAACCAAGGCUUUUACCGUUGUUCUUUAAAAGUGCUUUCCUCUCCAUCGUAAAUAAGCAUGCCCCAUUCAAAAAAUUCAGAACUAAGAACAGAUAUAGCUUGGUUCACCCCUGACUUAACUGCCCUUGACCAGCACAAAAACAUCCUGUGGCGUACUGCAUUAGCAAUGAGCUUCAAUGCCAUACUACACUCCUUCCGUAGCCUUCAACUGCUCUUAAACGCUAGUAAAACUAAAUGCAUGCUCUUCAAUCGAAUGCUGCUUGCACCCACCCGCCCGACUAGAUUCACUACUCUCGGCGGGUCUGACUUAGAAUAUGUGGACAACUACAAAUGCCUAGGUGUCUGGUUAGACCAUAAACUCUCCUUCCAGACUCACAUUAAGCAUCUCCAAUUAAAAGUUAAAUCUAGGCCUCCUAUUUCACAACAAAGCCUCUUUCACUCAUGCUGCCAAACAUGCCCUCGUAAAACGGACUAUCCUACCUAUCCUUGACUUUGGCGAUAUCAUUUACAAAAUAGCUUCCAACACUACUCAGCAAAUUGGAUGUAGUCUAUCACAGUGCCAUCCGUUGUGUCAUCAAAGCCCCAUAUACUACCCACCAUUGUGACCUGUACGCUCUCGUUGGCUGGCCCUCACUACAUAUUCGUCGCCAAACCCACUGGCUCCAAGUCAUCUAUAAAUCACUGCUAGGCAAAUCCCCGCCUUAUCUUAGCUCAUUGGUCACCAUAGCAGCACCCACCCGUAGUCUGCGCUCCAGCAGGUAUAUCUCACUGGUCAUUCCCAAAGCCAACACCUCCUUUGGCCGCCAUUCCUUCCAGUUCUCUGCUGCCAAUGACUGGAACGAAUUGCAAAAAUCUCUGAAGCUAGAGACUCUUAUCUCCCUCACUAACUUUAAGCAUCAGUUGUCAGAGCACCUUACCGAUCACUGCACCUGUACACAGCCCAUCUGAAAUUAGCCCACCCAACUACCUCAUCCCUAUAUUGUUAUUUAUUUUGCUCUUUUGCACCCCAGUAUCUCUAUUUGCACAUAAUCUCUUGCACAUCUAGCAUUCCAGUGUUAAUACUAAUUGUAAUUAUUUUGCACUAUAGCCUAUUUAUUGCCUUACCUCCAUAACUUGCUACAUUUGCACACACUGUAUAUAUAUUUAUUUCUGUUGUAUUUUUUGACUUUGUUUUUUUACCCCAUAUGUAACUCUGUGUUGUUGUUUUUAAAUCGCACUGCUUUGCUUUGUCUUGGCCAGGUCGCAGUCGUAAAUGAGAACUUGUUCUCAACUGGCUUACCUGGUUAAAUAAAGGUGAAAUAAAAUAAAAAAUAAUAGACUAAACUUUGUUGUGCCGGACGCUACACAGUGUGAGUAGUAAUAAUAACUGCAUCAUAAUCAUUCAUCAUUAAUCCUAAUAUGUGCUCUCAGUCCCUAAAGGAUUUCAGUCUGGAGGGUCCAUCGGAGGACGGGAGAGGGAAGUGUUCUUUUGACCCAUCUCAGAGUUUCACUACGGUCAUGGUUGGUGAGUUGACCACCAUUUUAUAAACUGCUUUUUUGGUACACAGCCUAAAACGCACAAUAAUCCUAAUUAUUAUAUUUUCUGAAGCGUUUAGCCGUCAAACAAACCUGGUUUAGAGAAAAAUACUUAAUGAAUCUUAUGUCUUAAUUUCAGUUUUAUUUUUCUUGCAGAUGGAGAACUUUACUCUGGAACAUCAUAUAACUUCCUAGGAAGUGAACCGAUCAUCUCCAGAUAUUCUCUUUCACAAAGUCUGUUACGAACAGAGUAUUCAACAUCUUGGCUCAAUGGUAAGGAUGAUGUGACACCUGGUCCUCAAAAAAUCGUAUUUCAUUGUUACGACGCUGUAACAGUGUUACACAGUUACUACACUUCAUAAGUGGCAUCAAAGAUCCUCUAAAAAGUAACAGUUGAUCACCCUUCACGUUUUCCUCCGUUCAGUACAUAUAUAUAUUUUACUGACCACUCAUAUCUCUCCCUCCACCCCACAGAGCCCAGUUUUGUUUUUGCUGAUGUCAUCCGAGAGGGGAAGAACAGUGCAGAUGGCGAGGACGAUAAGAUCUACUACUUCUUUACCGAGGUGUCUGUGGAGUACGAGUUCUUUGGCAAGCUUCUCAUCCCCAGGAUAGCACGUGUCUGUAAGGUCAGGACACGUCAGCGGAGUGGCUAACCAUCUGCAACUGGCACCACCACCAUGCUCUCUCUCUCUCUCUCUCUCGCUCUCUCUCGCUCGUCCUCGCUCUCUCGUCCUCGCUCUCUCGCUGUGUGUCAAUAUUAGUUCACUGGUCAAUGUGUCCUGUUUUAACUAAACAUGCUUUGGAUGAAUGCAUCUGCUAAUUGGCAUAUAUUAUAUAUCAAACUGCCUCCUCUCUCUACAGGGUGAUCUAGGUGGCCAGCGGACGCUACAGAAGAAAUGGACCAGUUUCCUGAAGGCCAAACUGGUGUGUUCCAUGCCAGAACUAAACUUUGUCUUCAAUGUGGUCCAUGACGUGUUCAUACUGAAGGCUCCUGACUGGAGAGAGACAGUCAUCUAUGGCGUCUUCACAUCCCAGUGGUGAGUUAGUUAGCCUUAGUGGGAUCUUGGUAACACUGUAAUAAUGCUUGUAACACCUUUUCUAUUAAUAAAGUUGUUCCAUAGUAAUUUAGUAAUAACCCAAACCAUAUGUUUACAGUGGCGUUACUAGAGAAAUUACAAUGCAAAGUGCUACCGGAUCUCAUCAUGGCAAUGAAUAACGCCCACCUGUGGAUAGGUUCUCUUUCAAUGAUUAGUUUCGUUAUCUUAGUGGGAUUCACAGAAUCUCUAAGCAGCUCGAUGAACCAAUCACACACGUCUGUCGGAGAGCCACUAAAGAGCUACUGUAGAGCCACUCGUCCGCCCACUGAUCAUUCUCACCUCUCUCCCUCACAGAAGAGUUCUACUCUAGCUCUCAUCAGCAUGACUUGAUCUGUUUUCCUGUUCAACUAUUCACAGGUGUGCUGCGAGGUUACGCCGCCGAGUGCAGGUUUUUCAGCUCUCGUCUUUUGUAUUGGGUGACUUUACCGGAAGGAAAGUUUCCGCUUCCAGUAAGAAUCAGCUAUUCCGCUUUUCUUCCUUUUGUCUCCUGUGGUGGCUAGCAUCACACGGCUAGCUACUGAGACUUGGCUAACUUAGCUGCAAGGCUUAGAUAGCAGGAUAGCUAGCCUUGCAGCGAGCUAGCCAUGUUAACUAGUUUUUCUACCUGGAAGGGUGAAAUUACUAGUUUGCUCUCUUGUUUAGCUCAACCCACUGCGUGUUGCGUUGACUAGACCGACUGUCCUGUAUUCACUGCGUAUCGCAAGACCAACAUAGUGGUAGCUUCCUUUGGCUAACGUACUAACUAGCUAGGCUACUAGCCCAUGAGGUGAACACUAGCUAGGUUCACAUUGUUAAAAGAUUAGCUUCUUCAGCUAGCACUGUGCUAACUACCUAGGCUAUUAGCCCACAUGGCGAAUGCUAGUUACGUUUCACUUUAUCGAAUUAGCUGUUUUUUGGAGCCACGGAGCUUGCUAGCUCAGCCCAAGGCGUACCGAGCCAGGCCCUGGCCCCUGCCCCAGCACCAGCAUAUCAGAGUACAUGCGGGGCAACCAUAUCAGGCAAGGACACGCACCUGCUGUGUGUCGUCAGCUUGAGUCUCGAACUAGCAACGUUUGAUGACCCCCAGUUAUGUGUCCAUUGUAGGGAUUAUCCUACUUUUCAAGGCACAGCCUACGAAUACCUUGCUGUCCCAUUCGGGCUAGCGUUAGCUCCCCGAACUUUCAGCAAGUGUGUAGAGGCAGCCCUCACACCCCUGAGAAGCAAGGGACUGAGAGUCUCUGCCUACAUAGACGAUUACCUGCUUUGCUCACCAUCGCCGGGAGCAAGUGGUACGAGACACAACUUCCCUUGUAACCCACCUCUCCGAGCUAGGGUUCAAUAUCAAUCAGAAAGAGCUGUUUGGUGCCAACACAGAGAAUAGAAUCCAGCAUUACGCCUAGGUACUCUAUCUUUUAUCAGGCAGCACUCUCAGGCGACCGCAUCGCGUCAUUCUGACAGUGUCUCCCUGUUCCAUGGGGUGCUUGGCCACGUAUACGAUGUGCCUCAGAGUGCUGGGGUUGAUGGCGUCCACCAUCUCAGUAGUACCUCUUGGCCUACUGAGGAUGAGAGACUUCCGGCACUGGAUGUUUGCACAGCGCUGUGUACAAGGCGUCACGUCAAUUGUCAGAUAGAGGUGACCUUCACAUGUCUAUCGGCUCUGCAUCACUGGAAGAGCCACUUGAUCUUCGUUCUUGGCACUCCCCUAAGGCUAGUGGCAACGAGGAAAGUAGUGACGAUAGACACGUCACUCACGGGAAUACAAUAAACUCUGCAUUGCUCAUAUAAAUUACCUUGAAUUGCUGACAGUGUUUCUUGCUCUGAGACACUUUCGACCCUCCCUUCGGAUUUGUCACGUCUAGAUCAGAAAGGACAAAAUGACUGUUCUCCCUCUUAUCAGUCAACGCAACUCAUGUCCCAGGUGUAAUGAACGUAGGAGCGGACUUAUUGUCCUUAGGGAAUCCCCAUCAAAGGGAAUGUAGACUCCAUCCCCAAGUGGCAAAACCGAUCUGGGAGAGAUACGGCCAAGCAUCUGUAGAUCUCUUCGCAUCACAAGAAAAUGUGCACUGCUCGUUGUUCUUCGCACCACUGGGGGUGGAUGCGCUAGCACACCCUUGGCUGAGGGUAUUGCUUUACGCUUUUCAUCCCCUCAGCCACAUAGUCCCUACUCUAGCAACUCCUGUUACGCAGGGAUCUGCUGACCUGAAGGAACAUAGAGAUGUUCCACCCUCACCCGGACACCAUGGCCCUCUGGGCCGGCCCAUGAGAGAUUAUAUCUGGAUGUGACAGACCUGCCUCUCUGUGUCAUUGAGACUAUCCAGAGUGCUUGGGAUCCUUCUACAUGCUCAAUGUACGGAAACAAGUCGUUGGUUUUUGAGAAGUGGUGUGACCAAAAAAACACAAUUCCUUGCUCUGUAUCCCGGGUUUUAUGCUUUCUGCAGGAUCUUUUGGGGAGAGGGAAGGCUUUCUCCACUGUUGAAGUCUAUCUAGCCGCUCAAAUAGACUUCGACAAUAACACUUGAUCACUAACAUUUUGAAGCUGAGCAAUUAGCUCGUACUCACUACCGAGUUCCAAACUGCCUCUUGAAGCAACGUCAGCACAAUAACUGUUCGUCGGGAGCUUCAUGAAAUGGGUUUCCAUGGCCGAGCAGCCUCACACAAGCCUAAGAUCACCAUGCGCCAAGCGUUGGCUGGAGUGGUGUAAAGCUCACAACCAUUGGACUCUGGAGCAGUGGAAAUGCGUUCUCUGGAUUGAUUAAUCACACUUCACCAUCUGGUGAAUCUGGGUUUGGCAGAUGCCAGGAGAACACUACCUGCCCCAAUGUAUAGUGCCAACGGUAAAGUUUGGUGGAGGAGGAAUAAUGGUCUGGGGCUGUUUUUCAUGGUUCGGCUAGGUCCCUUAGUUCCAGUGAAGGGAAAUUAACGCUACAGCAUACAAUGACAUUCUAGAUGAUUUUGUGCUUCCAACUUUGUGGCAACAGUUUGGGGACGGCCCUUUCCUGUUUCAGCAUGACAAUGCCCCCGUGCACAAAGCGAGGUCCAUACAGAAAUUGUUUGUCGAGAUUGGUGUGGAAGAACAUGACUGGCCUGCACAGAGCCCUGACCUCAACCCCAUCGAACAGCUUUGGGAUGAAUUGGAAUGCUGACUGCGAGCGAGGCUUAAUCGCCCAACAUCAGUGCCCGACCUCACUAAUCCUCUUGUGGCUGAAUGGAAGCAAGUCCCCGCAGCAAUGUUCCAACAUCUAGUGGAAAGCCUUCCCAGAGGAGUGGAGGCUGUUAUAGCAGCAAAAGGGGGACCAACUCCAUAUUAAUGCCCAUCAUUUUGGAAUGAGAUGUUCGACGAGCAGGUGUCCACAUACUUUUGGUCGUGUAUUUUACUCAUAUCAGAGAACCGGCGUUAUGCAAGUAACCUUAUGUUUUUGUGACAUUGGCUCUGUCCCUCUCCUCUUCAGGAGUAAUGUAGGCCUGUCUGCGGUGUGUGCCUAUAACAUGUCAUCAGUAGAUGAGGUCUUCUCUAAGGGGAAGUACAUGCAGAAAGCCACAGUGGAACAGUCACACACCAAGUGGGUGAGGUACAACGGUAUCACCCCCACCCCUCGCCCAGGAGCUGUAAGUGUCACCUGCUGAAAUUACUUUCUAAAUAUUACUUUUUUUACCUCCAAUCUAUAAAACACAAACCACAUAUAAAAUCCAAAGCUUUUCUUUGAAAUAUAGACUGUCCCACUUUUUUUAUUUUUUAUUGUAUGUUUUGUUUCCAUUUACCCUAAUUUUAUUUGAAUCAGAUUGUGUCUUCUAGUUCAACUGCGUUGAGUUGUAUUCAGACCAUUGUGUCAUUCAUAGCAUCAUCCUUCUCCCUCCCAUCCACCUCUAGUGCAUCAACAACCAUAACCGUCUCCAGAACAUCAACAACUCUCUCCACCUGCCUGAUAAGACACUACAGUUUGUAAAGGACCAUCCUCUACUGGAGGACCCGGUCCUCCCCAUCGGCAACAGGCCCAAACUCAUCACCAAGGAUGUCAACUACACCCAGAUCGCCGUGGAGAGGGUACAGGCCCUGGACAACAAUGUGUAUGAUGUCAUAUUCACUGGGACAGGUAGGAACAAGGCUCUGGCAGCUGGCUGACUGUUAGAGGGUGAUAGUGUUGUGUAAAGUGCCUCUGGGUUACACUUUAUUUGGAUAGGCCCAAGUAGAUUGUUUGUAGAUGUUCUGUAGAUGUUUAAUAACUGUCAACAUUUCAACUAACUAUCCACUAACCCUUAUCCUAAACAUAACCGUAACCUUAGCAAGGUAGUUUGUUGAUAGGAUGACUAUCUGUAGAUCAUCUAUAUGGGACUAUCCAAAUAAAGUGUGACCUGCUUCUGUGUUGGUGAUACUAUGAUCAACUCAUGUGGUCUCAGGUCCCAGAUCUUUGUGUGCUGUAUUGCCAAAUCCUAUGGUUGUUGUUGUUUGGCCAUAGGAGUUGGCUAUACAACACAAACAGAUCUGGGACCAGGCUAGUCUCAGGUCCUGCUUAUAACAGAAAGGUAGUGUUUCAGUUCUUGACCUCUAUUUAGUGUCUGUGGAUAGAUAUGGUGUUAACAGCACUUCAUCUGUUUUACCCUCUCUAGAUAAAGGAGUCCUGCACAAAUCAGUGUUGUAUGAAGGAGAGGUCCAUACAGUGGAAGAGAUCCAGCUACUCCACAACUCUGAGCCUAUCAAGACCUUGCUUCUGUCAUCACAAGGGGUAGGUGAAAUAUGGAAGAUAAUUCCUCUGUUUUACACGGAAAGCCAGUUAUCAUCUGCUGUGACGAUAACACAUCCUGGAUAUAAAAUAGACAAGACAAGCUAAGCUGUCUUUUUCAAGGUUUCUUGCAAUGUCAGAGAACCUAACCACUUACUUUCAUGUCUAUGUAAAGCUGUUGUUCAACUCGACAGUAGAAAGGGGGACGUUUUCCGGCCAAAGAGACAGCAGGUCUGCUCUGAAGUUAAAACCACAACUUCUUCAUUUCAGUGAAUUAAUCAUGAUUAGUCUUAGCAUUGUUUCCUCUAUGCUCUGGUUGCAUGCCAGAUUCCAGUUCUGCAAUUUCUAACCAUUUUUGCAGACACUAGCCUAGAAAAUGCUGUUCCUCGUCGUAUGUGUCGACUUUGAAGGUGUAUGUUAACCUUUAGUGUGUGCGUGUCAGGGUUUCCGUUAGCCGGCAAUUGCCUGCUUUUGGCCCAAAAUCCUUGUAACGUGGUUAAUCAUGAAAAUCUGAAUUAAAAUAUAAAAAAUCUCAAAGUUAAAAGUCAACUAAUGCGAGAACACCAGCCUCUGCCAUAUGGACACAUUGAUACACUGUGAUCUAUUGGCAGCUAAAGAAAUUAGCGCAUGGAACUCAUAGCCAAUAGGCCAAUGCAGCAGUAGGCCUGCAACUUCCAUUCCUCUUUCACAAUGAGGAUUGGUGAUUAUCGAGGGGGAGAUUGUUGGAAAGAUUUUUUUUAAAUUGCUUUCUGUGAGGGACUAUAGUUUUAAAAGGGCAAACUAUUCACAUAACGAAACAAUGAAUGCGCAAGAAUUGGCGGGAGACAGCUGAGCCAUUCUGGAGAGAUACGCCUAUAUCUUUGCCACACACCCCUCCCCUUCUAGUCUCAACCUUUUUUAUUGUUCUCAAGACACAUUAUCGUCACACAUAUUUUUUUAUGCUUUUCACUGACAUCCGCAACUCAAUAAAUCAGCGAGGCAUGUUGCCACGCGCGCUGCUCAAAUUGAGGGCUUGUCAAAUAGGCAAAGGCCUACGAGCUUGUGAUUUGAAACAUUCCACAGUUGUUCUUUAAAAUAAGCUAAUGAUCCUCAAGUCCUCUGUGGCCAAGUCAUGCUUUCUGGUGAAAUAUUUUAUUUAUGUAUAGACAGGAGUAAUUGUAUUAUUGACAAAUGUAUGUCCAUUUACUAUUGGACCCACCACUAUGCCAUUUCUCUCCUGUUCUAUUGGUUUUCACAUCAACUUUCUUUCGUUGUCCAGAAGCCAAAGGCACAAUCUUAGUCAUAGCAACCCAUCAUAGUUGUUUAAUCGUUAGAUUCCCUCUCUUUCUAAGUUUAACAGGUGCGCUGUUUAGAAUGGUGUUUUCCUGCGAACUGCAUUUUGUCAAAUGUUUGAAAAUUACGUUUUAUUGGCUGCUUCAUUACAUGAGUUGCAUGUUCUGUUAAGAUGCAUUACCAUAAUCGAAAGUAUUUCAUUCAUUCUGAACACCGUGGGUGGACGCCCUAAUGGGUUAUAUACCCAAUGCAAAUGGGUCUGGUACAUUUCUCAAAUGGACGCUAAAUUAAAAUCUUCUCAGUCACAUUGUCCGGCACCACAUUUUCCUAAUGGAAUCCCUGGUGCGUGUCCGUGUGUGUGUGUUCUUUCACAGACGAGAUCCCUGUAUGCUGGCUCUGACUCGGGGGUGGUGCAGUCUCCUACUGCGUUCUGUGACAAGUACCUUGCCUGUUCAGACUGCAUCUUGACCCGGGACCCUUACUGUGCCUGGGACCCAGACACCUCCGCCUGUGUCAACAUCUUCCACACCCAGGGCCUCACACACCGGUAACACUCAUUUCAUUAUGGCAUGAUGAUUAUUAGCACAAUGCAAAACCAUAAUGUGUUUUUACUGCCACUCAAUGUAAUCCAGUCCAUCCUGUUUCUUCUGUCUACAAGCCUGAACGUUUAUUUUUUUGUGUGACUAAAGUCAAUGCCUGUCUCCUUCGUGAUUCACAGUAUGUCUACUUAAUGUAUUUUCUGUUUGUUUUUCAGGAACUUGAUCCAGAGCCUUAACGGUGAUGCAGACAAGUGUCCCUCAGGUAUGUAACUAGCUAUGCAUCUUAACAGGUGUGGGAGCUUCUUUCUGUUGAAUGUCAUUUUAACAUGUCUGAAGCACCUUCUGAAGCAACCCUCAGGGUUGACCAAAGUCUCAGGGAAGCAUGGCAACUAGCUGUUUGCAGGAAUAGAAGAAGCUGCAGUGCCAGUAGUGAAAAAAUACACUCAUUUAGGAAGGUCUUCAUAUUACUUUAGAUUAGGUUAAAAUGUGUUUGCCAUUUGUAAGAAAUACUCAGAGCUCUGAUUUUAUAAAAUAGCAAGCAAGUUCAGGGCAGAUGUAUUAAUACCACCCCUCUUCAGAAAGUAAACUCUUAUUCUCUUCUCUCCUCCUCACAGUGCCUGGCCUUGCUGUGGAGGGCUACCAGCGUGUGACUGUUAAACCAGGGAGCUCAGCAAAGCUGCCGUGCCUCAUUCAGUCCAAUCUGGCCAUGGUGGUCUGGAAGGUGAACGGCAAAACCCUGACCGAGGCCUCCAAGUUCUACCUGAUAGGGGAGACGGGUCUGCUCAUCUACAGCGUGGCCCCAGAGGACCAGGGCCUGUACGAGUGCUGGUCCCUGGAGUGGGCCCCCGUGGCAGGAAAGAACUUCAGUAGCCUCCUGGCUGGAUAUGCCCUUGAUCUGGAUGUCCCCAGGAGGCCGUCACCCAGAGGCCACCUCCCUCAGUCCGCCAUCACCCUUAGCUCCGCCCACCCCAACCACCAGUCCACCGCCACCACUGAAGGUAAUAACGGUAACACCGGGAGAUCCUUCCCACUAACUUCAGCCCCUCCCAGCUCCACCGCCCUCACCUCACCACCACCCCCCCACAGUGCCUCGUCAUCACUAACCAUGCCCCCGAGCAGCAGCACUGUCAGGCUCCAGCCCAAGCUCCUCCCCCCCAGCUCUAGCGGCGCCCCACUCCCAGAGACCCCGGACCCGGCGACAGAGUACCUCCAACACGACAACAGCAGCACUCUGCUCUUCCUCUUCCUCCUCUUCUUCCUGCUCUUCCUGGCAGCCCUGGCCUACAACUGCUACAUGCAGUAUCUGCCUGGGCCAUGUCUCCGUCUGCGUGCGGCUCUGCUGGGAAGCCACAAGAAGCCCCAGCCUGAGUACAUAGCAUGCGAGACCGGCCUCAUGGAGCCUGUCACAGCAGAGAAGCUGGACCUAAUGGACCAGAUACACCUGAAUCAGAACGGGGCACAGCCCCGAGCGCUGAGGGAAACUGGCUACGAGACAGAGCCAGAGUGUGACAAUGGCAGGAUCCCCUCUCACAGCUACGCGGGGGACGGAAGUGCUUCUAAAGAGAUGCCCUUUGACGUGGACUGUGACUCGCAGCCUAUUGAAUAUGCAGACGCAGAUCUAGACGCAUCACCGUAAUGAUACCUAGACAUCUCAGCUUUCUAAUUUCUAUUAGCACAAUAACUAUUAAGUUAAGGCUUGUUAUUUAUAGGGGUCCUCUCCCUCAUUGUCUUUCUCUACAUAGAGUAUAUACAGUAUAUACACCUGUGUGUUAUACAUGAAUGUACGCUCUCUCCACCUCUUUGAAAGUACAGACAGACAGAGGCUGAUGACUUAAGUUAUUAGGGGGUCAAGGUAAGUUGCACAUCCCCUCUUGUUUUCAGAGAUUCUCUUACUCUGCCCCACAAUAAAAGGAAUGACUAACUCAAUAUUGAAAUCGUAGCUUAGUCUCUAGCUAGAAAAGUAGAUACUUUUUUUUUUUAAAUUCCAAAUUGGAAACAUUGUUUACCAAAUUGGUAAGUUAACUUGAUGUUUUCCAAAUUGGAGCCUAUUACUUGUUAUUUUUGGUAUAAUGCUCAUUUGUUGCAUUUUAUGCUCAUUUGUUGCAUUUUCUGCGUUUUCAAUGAAUAAGGCUAUUUGAUGUGUAGGAGCUGCUUUCUAUCUUAACCUAUAGUACGAUCUGUAAAUUCUCAGGGACAGUUAGUUUGUUCCUUCAGUAUACCUACACUGAGUGUACAAAACAUUAGGAACACCUUCCUAAUAUUGAGUGGCACGCCCGUUUGCUCUCAGAACAGCCUCAAUUCGUUGGGGCAUGGACUCUACAAGGUGUCAAGCAUUCCAUAGGGAUGCUGGCUCAUUUUGAUUCCAAUGUUUCCCUCAGUUGUGUCAAGAUGGCUGGAUGUCCUUUGGUUGGUGGACCAUUCUUGAUACACACGGGAAACUGUUGAGUGUGAAAAACCCAGCUGCGUUGCAGUUCUUGACACGCUCAAACCGGUGUGCCUGGCACCUACUACCAUACCCCAUUCAAAGGCACUUACAUUUUUUGUCUUGCCCACUCACCCUCUGAAUGGCACACGUACACAAUCCAUGUCUCUGGCUUUAAAAUCCUUCUUUAACUUGUCAAAUCCUCAUCUAAACUUGAAGUGGAUUUAAGGGAUCAUAGAUUUCACCUGGAUUCGCUUGGUCAGUCCGUCGUGGAAAGAACACGUUCCUAAUGUUUUGUUCACUCAAUGUAUAGCUUCAUUGAACUAAAUGUUGUGCAUUCUCACACAAUACGGUAAAAGGUACGUAGCUAAAGAGACAAAACCAACGGUGGCAAGCGACUGAAUGUGAGUGUAAAGAGGCGUGGCACGACUGUGGCACGAGAUCUAUAGAAAGACAACUAGUCUCUUUCCUUACAUGUUUGACAAGGACAAUAUGAAAACAGAGGCUGUAUUAUGCUACGAUGGAAUAAAUCAAAAUGAUGAAAUGAGUGAUUGUGACUCACUGCUGUCUGAAGCGCACAGACCUCUCCAGAGCUACACUGCUCAAUUCCAACUCUGUUUCUCUUAAUCUACUGUGAAUCCACAAUUCCAAUGGUACGAAGACGUGAAAUCUGGGGUCAUAUUUACUAGACAUGAUCUUUCUCCAUAUUAACCUUUGUUGGUUUGUUUUCCCCACUGGUGAAAUGCACAUAAAUAUGUAAAGUAUGAGAUUAUGCUUCGCUAAUGCUAGAUGCUGUGUAGAAAGAAACCAGUGAAAUAAUUUAAGCAUUUCUGUUUUCAUUGUCCUUUAAAAAUGGGCCCUGGAAGCAAUCAGAUGUUUAUUUAAUGAAGCUUAAGAUUGCGUAUUUAAAGAUGAUGAUUAUUUUAUCUUUAGCUUAGUAAUGUUAUGUUUUUCAUUUCACUGGAUUUAUAGGUUCACAAAGCUUCUUUAAAUAGUUAGACCUAUAGCCUCCCCUCCUGUGUCUCUGUCUGUUUCACACAUUUCUUUUCCUGCCUGGCUGUUGUCCUUAGAGAACUCUUUCUCUCCUCCAUCACUCCCUCCCUCCCUCUCCCCACCUCUUCCCUCUCUCCUUCACAGCCUCUUCCUCCACUGUUCCUCUUCUCUCUCCUGUUGACACCUCAUCAUCCCUGUCCACCUCAGGAAGUAGGCCCUCUCUCCCUCCUUCCUCCACUACCACCUCCUCCGAGGGGGUAGGGGUACGGCUGCUGCCCCCCUCCCUCCCGGACCAGGCUUGGGGGGUUCAGGCCCAGGAGGCCUUCCUGCUCUUCUGUGUGGCCUUGGGUGAGUGGUGCCUGUUGUGACCCAUGUGUUUCUGUCUGUCUCACUUCGCACCUUGCAUGUGGCCUCCCUCAGAAACACAUCAACAAACCCCUACCUACCUAUCUACCUACCCUAACCUGGAAUGUGUUCAGAUCCUCAAAACAAGUGUGUACUUCUGGUCCUCUUUAAAUCCAAUAGGAUGACGGGACAAAACUGAACAAUAAUGUGAUGACUUUUGGUUUAGAACAGAUAGACAGAUGUUUUUGUUUUGAUAAAAAGGUACAGUAGAGAUCAGGUCACUGAACUCUGUAUUUGAUGAACUUGUCUCAAAAGGUUUCGGUUCCAUUCUUUUCUUUUUUGUAAACAUUUUGCAAAUGUUUUUAUAUUUUGUUAUUGGCAAAUCUGAGCUGAGACUUGUCAUAUAUUUAAUUGGAAAUGAGGCAAGGAGAGCCCAAGUGUUCAACUAAUUUCACAUGAGAAUGAUGUCUCUUUAUAAGAACAAAGGAUUUAAAAAUAUAUAACUUUUUAAGCUCAAUGUGUCAAUUACUGAGUUUCAAAACUUUCUUAUACUGGAACUUUUUGAAGAUGUACAUAAUCCACCCAUACAUUCUGGGGCUACUGUUGGUAGGGAGAUUUAAUAAAUACUGAUUUCAAAUGUUUUGAACAUAGCUUGGCUUUAACAUUAAUAAACAAACAAGUAGGCUAACUGGUUCAAGGUUACAUUAUACACACGAAUGUGAGAUGUACGUAGCCUACUGAUUACUAUGAUGUAAAUUUAGUCUGUCAUUUUGAAAGAUUUUUUGACACUGAAAAACAAACAAAUUAGAUACUUUUUUAGGUCCAAUGCAGCCAUUUUUAUCUCGAUAUUAAAUAAUUUCUGAGUAACAAUUAAGUACCUUACUGUGAUUGAUUAUUUUCAAUUAAAUUGGUCAAAAAGAAACAAAAAUAGCUUCUUAGCAAAGAGUAAUUUCUCAAGCAAGAAUUUUGCUAGAACUGUUUGGGAGUGGUCUGUGUGAGGCUAAUUGGAGCCAAAUGGGAGGGAUACUUAACCUGAACUAGCUGUUUAUUGACAGAGCAGUUUCACUCUCUUUAGUAUUGGUCCAUUUACUUAUACCGCCUGGUGAUGUUUCCAGGCAGGCCAAAACUCCGUCCCACCAAAACAGGCAAAAACGUUCAGGUGGCUUUUCAAACAGCUCUUACACUAAAAGGGCAUUUAUUUUCUAAAUUUCAAAGUAUUAUCCCAACAUCAUGGUGUGGAAAUAUACACUGGGGCCAGUUUAUUGGCUACACCCAUCUAGCCUGUACCGUUGACACCAAGCAGGAAAGGGCCAUGGACUCAUGCUGCUUACGCCAAAUCCUGACUCUGCCAUCAGCAUGACGCAACAGGAACCGGGAUUUGUCGGACUAGGCAAUGUUUUUCAACUCCUCAAUUGUCCAGUGUUGGUGAUCGCGUGCCCACUGGAGCCUCUUCUUGUUUUUAGCUGAUAGGAGUGAAACCCAGUGUGGUCGUCUGCUGCAAUAGCCCAUUCAUGACUAGGACCGAUGAAUUGUGUGUUCUGAGACGUUGUUCUGCACACUUCUGUUGUACUGUGUCGUUAUUUGCCUGUUUGUGGCCCGCCUGCUAGCUUGCAUGAUUCUUGCCAUUCUCCUUUGACAUCUCAUCAACAAGCUGUUUUUUCGCCAUUCUCGGUAAAUCCUAGAUACAGUCUUGGGUGAAAAGCCCAGGAUGCUAGCUGUUUCUGAGAUACUGGAACCGGCGUGCCUGGCACCGGUGAUCAUACCACGCUCAAAGUCGCUUAGGUCACUCAUUUUGCCCAUUCUAAUGUUCAAUCGAACAGUAACUGGAUGCCUGUCUGCCUGCUUUAUAUAGAAGGCCACAUUACUCACGGUCUGUAGGAGCGAAUCAUUUUCGUGAACGGGGUUGUGUACCUAAUAAACUGGCCACUGAGUAUAUAAAACACAGGAACAGAGUGCAGGCCAUAAUUUGAAAAUGUCGGCAGUCGCGCUGAACCAUCAGCAGACUAAUGCUAAUAUAGAUCCACAUUCGGUGCGAUGUGUGCGAGCCUUAAGGGAUGCCUGAUGAAGAUUCCUUUCUGUGCUGUGGUUGUUUUCUUUAGUUUGAUCCAUAUCUAUGUCAGGUAUUUCUAUUAUAGCUAUUAUAGCUGACCCAGGUCAUUUGAGGUUAUAGCUUGAAAUUGGUGUGCCUCCACAGCAGUUAAGGUGAAAAAGCACACACAUGAUCUACGGAAAUGAAACCUUCAAUAAACCGCAGACUUUCAUUUCUCUCUCUUUCUUAUCUAUCUGCUUCAUGUCAUGAUAACUGACAGUAAACCAGUUUAGGCUGAAACCAGAACAGUAUAGCAUCACUACGAUAGUAAGUGGCUAAGGAGAUUAGCUGGAGAAACAUAAGGCUGGUUUCCUGGACAAAGAUGAAGCCUAGUCCUGGACUAAAAAGCAUGUUCAAUGAAGAUUCUCCAUCCGAGGUACAUAUGAAGUCCCAUUAUGUCCCUCAGGUCCCAGUGAUCUCCACAUUCACUGGCAGGUGAACGGUGCCCGCCUGGAGACACCCGUCACAGAGUACCGCCACUCCCUGAGGGGCCAGGGCCCUGAGGUGCUGGUGAGCAGCUGGGUGAGAGAGGGUGCCCUGGUCAAGGACUCCAGCUACCAGUGUGUUGCUGCGUCCAGCGUAGGAAAUGACGCGUCUAAAGUCGACCUCAACCUCAUCAGUAGCGGUAGGGCUUGCUGGGACAGCUACAUCUUAACUUUGUCCUAUCUAUCUAUUGCCUUAAAUCUGUGGGGCUGUUUCCUGGGCACAGAUUAAUCUUAGUCCUGGACUAAUAAUUAAGAUUAUUAAUUGACCAUGCUUUUUAGUCCAGGACUAGGCUUAAUCUGUGUCCAGGAAACCACCCCCAUAAACUCCUGCCUGCAUGACUGAAAGAGUCCUGAAUGAGUCCUCGUAUAGCCUGAUGUCAAAUGAUGCAGUAAAUUCCAGAAAAUCCAUGCCAACACUUAUUAUUAACAAGGACAGCCAAACACACAUUACCAGGGUUGUGUUCGUUAUGGCACACAACAUAAAUUUUUUUGCAAGUCCAGAUGGUAGUCCUUCCCCGUUUCAGUCCGUUUUCCGACUAAUGAACACAACCAAAUACUCUGAACUGAUUUUACAGUCAAGUGUCAACUAAGUUUUUUGUUGAUAAACAGAGGAAGACCGUAUUCCAUCCAGAGACAUGAGCCAAUGGAGGGGUGCCCUCUCAGAACAUGAAAAACUGCUAAAGAGGUGGAAAAGAACUUGG
Molecule: messenger RNA, 25175 nt
Organism: Coregonus sp. 'balchen'
Lineage: Eukaryota; Metazoa; Chordata; Actinopteri; Salmoniformes; Salmonidae
Source: the annotation of a GenBank genome assembly